GGGCCAAAUGUUUUUAUCUUUAUUCAUUUUUCCAGUACUCAUAUAGUGGCGCAAUGCGGGCUUAAACCCACAGUAUUAUUGAGGACUGAGUAGUCCGAUCUGUCCUUGAGAAUGAAAUUUGCAGUUGAAGGUUGUAUGCACGGUGACCUCGACAAUGUCUACAGAACGCUCCAACACAUCGAAAAAGUUCAAAACAUCAAAAUCGACCUCCUCCUCUGCUGCGGGGACUUUCAGGCUGUGAGGAAUGAGAAGGAUUUGGAGAGCUUAAGCGUGCCCCCAAAGUACCGUGCCAUGAACUCGUUCUGGAAGUACUACUCCGGCGAGGAGAUUGCUCCGUAUCCGACCAUAUUCAUCGGAGGCAAUCACGAAGCUUCUAAUUAUCUGUGGGAAUUGUACUACGGAGGGUGGGCGGCCCCUAAUAUCUACUUCUUGGGGUUUGCUGGGGUUGUCAAGUUCGGUAACAUUCGCAUUGGUGGCCUCUCCGGGAUUUAUAAAUCGCGAGACUAUCGUUCUGGACACUAUGAGAGGCCUCCUUAUAAUGAGAAUACCAUCAAGUCUGUAUAUCAUGUCCGUGAGUAUGAUGUCCACAAACUCAUGCAAGUUGAGGAACCAAUCCAUAUUUUUCUUUCACAUGAUUGGCCUCUUGGUAUCACUGAUUGUGGGGACUGGAAGCAACUUGUCCGAUACAAACCUCAUUUUGAGACCGAGGUUCGGGAAAGAACUCUGGGAAGUAAAGCUGCUGCUCAAUUGCUAGAAAAAUUGAAACCACCCUAUUGGUUUUCAGCUCACCUACACUGCAAAUUUGCUGCUCGUGUUCAACAUGGGCAAGAUGGUCCCGUGACGAAUUUUCUUGCUCUUGAUAAGUGUCUUCCAGGAAAGAAAUUUUUGCAGGUUCUUGAUGUUGACUCAGAGCCAGGGCCGUAUGAAAUUCAGUAUGAUGAAGAAUGGCUAGAAAUUACUCGAAGAUUUAACCCUGUUUUCCCUCUCACAAUCAGGAGUGCAAAUUUUGGGGGUGUACAUAUUGACAAGCAAGAUUAUCGUCAAUGGGUAAGGAGUAAGCUACAAGCAAGAGGAGCCCGACCUUUUGAAUUCAGCCAGACAGCUCCAUCUUAUAAUCCCUCUAAUUCUGUCUCAUAUGCUUCUUUGCCUGGAUAUACUCGGAAUCCUCAAACAGAAUCUUUAUUGCAGUUUCUGGAACUCCCUUAUCUUCUUGAUGACACAUCAGAAUCGUCAGAAGUAUUCAAGGGUCCUUUUCCAUCAAGCGAUAGAGAUGACAGCGAAGAGAUUCCCAUUGAUGAUGUGGAUGAGUUAGAAGAGCUUGCUGAAGAGGCUGGAGAUGAAAGACAAACAACCUUCUCCUUUACACAUAAAAUCCUCUUGUUAGUGUGGUUAUGUCAGGCUUCCUGUGCAAGUGCACACCUCACAUUGAACUUCUACUCAACUUCAUGCCCUUCUGCUGAACUCAUGGUCAGAGGCACAGUCAGAUCAGCUUCAAACAUUGACCCUACUGUCCCAGGGAAGCUCUUACGGUUGCUCUUCCAUGACUGCUUUGUGGAGGGUUGUGAUGCCUCUGUGCUUCUACAAGGAAAUGGAACUGAGAGAAGUGAUCCAGCGAACCAAUCUUUGGCAGGAUUUUCAGUUAUUGAUACAGCAAAGAGACUGCUUGAAAUUUUAUGUCCAAGAACUGUUUCUUGUGCUGACAUUGUUGCUUUGGCUGCUAGAGACGCAGUUGAAAUUACUGGAGGGCCCCUGGUUCAUAUUCCAACUGGUAGGCGAGAUGGGAAGGUUUCAUCAGCUUCAAAUGUCAGGCCAAAUAUUGUAGAUACAAGCUUUACAAUGAAUGAGAUGAUAAAGCUCUUCUCUUCUAAAGGGUUGUCUUUGCAUGACCUUGUAACCCUCUCAGGAGCUCACACUAUAGGAGCCGCUCACUGCAGUGCAUUCAGUGACCGAUUCCAACAAGACUCGAAAGGAAAAUUCAGACUCAUUGACACAUCUUUAGACAAUGGUUAUGCAGAGAAACUCAUGAAACAGUGCCCUGCAGGCGCAAACCCAUCUACAACAGUAAAAAAUGAUCCUGGAACAUCCUUUGUGUUUGAUAAUCAAUACUACCGCAAUCUGUUGGCCCAUAGAGGGCUGUUUCAAUCAGAUUCUGUACUGUUCACCGACAGUAGAUCAAGCCAGCAAGUGGAGAAUUUUGCAGAAGACCAAGUUAAUUUUUUUGAGAGUUGGGUUCAGUCCUUCUUGAAGCUUACUAGCACUCAUGUUAAGACAGGUGAUGAAGGGGAAAUUCGAACGUUUUGUGCAACAGCUAAUACAUGA
This is a messenger RNA of Fragaria vesca subsp. vesca, 2319 nucleotides long. Its product is annotated as lariat debranching enzyme-like. The coding region runs from base 112 to 2319 and encodes 735 amino acids. Gene Ontology annotation, molecular function: RNA lariat debranching enzyme activity. The transcript has 13 exons. Gene Ontology annotation, cellular component: nucleus. Lineage: Eukaryota; Viridiplantae; Streptophyta; Magnoliopsida; Rosales; Rosaceae. Gene Ontology annotation, biological process: mRNA splicing, via spliceosome. The record is from RefSeq and is a predicted model, not a curated record.